AUGGCGACAGAUAUCCUCCUCGAGACGUCUAUGGGUUCGAUUGUCGUAGAGCUGUACAACGACCACGCCCCCAAAACAUGUAGAAAUUUCUUUACCCUCGCUCAACGCGGCUACUACAAUGGCACGAUCUUCCACCGUAUCAUUCCUGACUUCAUGAUCCAAGGCGGCGAUCCUACAGGAACGGGCAGGGGCGGUUCGUCAAUAUAUGGAGAAAAGUUCGAGGAUGAAAUCAAGCCGACGCUGAAACAUACUGGCGCAGGCAUUCUGAGUAUGGCAAACAGUGGACCGAAUACGAAUGGUAGCCAGUUCUUCAUCACACUUGCGCCCACACCGUGGCUGGACGGAAAGCAUACAAUCUUCGGGAGGGUCAAGAGUGGGAUGAAACUCGUGCAGAGGAUGGGCUUAAUCAAGACGGAUGCCGAGGAUAGACCACUGGACGAGGUAAAGAUUGUGAAGGCGAGUGUGGUCGAAAAGGAGGCCGAUUGA
Lithohypha guttulata is the source of this 486-nucleotide messenger RNA. It is a transcript of the gene cyp1, whose product is annotated as Peptidyl-prolyl cis-trans isomerase-like 1. The transcript is spliced from 2 exons. The record is from RefSeq and is a predicted model, not a curated record. Gene Ontology annotation, cellular component: catalytic step 2 spliceosome. Gene Ontology annotation, molecular function: peptidyl-prolyl cis-trans isomerase activity. Gene Ontology annotation, biological process: protein folding; protein peptidyl-prolyl isomerization. Lineage: Eukaryota; Fungi; Ascomycota; Eurotiomycetes; Chaetothyriales; Trichomeriaceae. The coding region runs from base 1 to 486 and encodes 161 amino acids.